Molecule: messenger RNA, 2162 nt
Organism: Anolis carolinensis (green anole)
Lineage: Eukaryota; Metazoa; Chordata; Lepidosauria; Squamata; Anolidae
Gene: lnp1
Product: leukemia NUP98 fusion partner 1
Exons: 3
Coding region: 218-766 (182 amino acids)
Source: RefSeq, a predicted model, not a curated record
GUCACAAUUUUUAAAUAGAUUACUAGGGGUCAGUUUGGACAUAUAUAGACAAGACCGGGGUGACAUCGGACAAGUAUUUUUGUUGAGUUGAUUUCAUGUGUGCUAUAAGGUUUUCUUUUUCAAAGGGGCAGUUUUGAAACUCUAGCUGUGUUUCUUCAUCAUUAAGUGGUUCUCUAAUUCAGCAGUGCUGUUUCACGUACAUAUUUCCCGUCUGUACAUGGACUAUGAAGAGGACGAUGAUAUCUCCUUUGCAAGAUGGAUGAGCAGUUUCUGGGGACACAAUGUGUCGGACGAAAAAGAGCAAGAGAGUAGAGCACACAGGAAACAGCAGGAAAGGAGAGCUUCUCUUCCGGCGAAGCUUUCUGCCAUCCACAUGACAAAAUUCCAUGGUUCUACCAAGAUCCCAUCUUCAGGCCAUCUGAAGUGUGGCAAAGAAUUGCGAAAAGACCAAGAUACAAAUUGCCAUUGCCACACAAAAGCAUGCAGAAAGUCCUCAAGUGGCAGUUCUCCACAAGUGGCAAGUGGACCAAACAGUAGAUCCAACUCCAUUCAGGAGUUUUCAGAAUCUUUUGAAAGGCAACUGCAUUUCAAAAACAAGCGCUCCGUUUCUUUGGAACCUGAAGGGAUGAAAGAGAGGCGGGAAAGGGAAAAACUGCGAAUUCCCAAGAGCAGAUCUCAUAAGAAAACAUCAGAAAAGAAGGAACCAAAGAUGGAGCAAGAGGCAAGAAAAUGUUCCAUGGAGCUCUCAGCUGAAAAAUGUAGUUAAUAAUUCCCAUAACAUACACACAAAAUGUGGAAACACGUUUCUAUAUAUUAUCAUAGACUGAGUUUUUAUAAAAGAAACUCAGAGUGUAAAAUAGAAUCUGACAUUUAGUUUGUAUUCUUUAGACUUGCCAGUAUGUAUUAAAAUAGGACAGAUCUUACAUGUCAAAAUUAAAUUUAUUUGUCUUGUUUUGAACUAUGUAGACUGGAUUGUUAGCUUUUUCUUCAUUACAGAUGAAGCAUUAGUUUUGAAUCAAGUCAACAUGUCCUUUUAAGCUCUUUUUUGUGGCCACUGAUCUCAACCACCAAAUUGGCUGCUGAAACAAUAGAAUAGAUCAUUCCUAGGUUCUAGACAACCUGAGAGGUUCUCCACAUGACUGCUUCUUAACCUGAUUUGGGUACCUGCCUGAUUUGGGUCUUUCCUCCCCAAUUUGCUGGGAAUUGACACUAUAUCUGUACCCACUGACUUUCUUUUCAGAAAACUUGCUCCCAACUAGUAGCUAACAGCUUGCAGUACCGUGAACCUCAUGGUGUAGAGGAGAGGAAUACCCUGGCAUCACAGGGAGUGAGCAAAUUGCAGUGAUCACUGAGAAAGCAGCAAAUUUGGCAGUGGUACUUUCUCUGUGGAUUCUGUAGAUCCCAUGCAGAUCCCCAACCAAAGGGACUUUACAGCUAAAUAUACCAAUUCACUAUGAGAUAGGUAUGGACAAAAAAUGUAAAGCCAUAUGAAAAUAACACUUGGUACAGUUGACUGAAGUAGAAAAACAUAAAGACAAAAUUACAGAUGUAUAGAUCUCCAGGAGCAACCCUCCCAAGAAGCAGAGCCCACCUGGUAUUAUUCUCAGUCAAGGGAGCAGCCAAAGGAUCCUGGGCCACAAUCAAGAAGGCCACAAUCUUGAGUAUGAAUGACUUGAAUUAGGCUAAACUUUGGCCCUCCAGGUGUUUUGGACUGCAACUCCCAAAAAUCCCAGCCAGGGCCGAAGUUUGUCCAUGCCUGAAUUAGGCUAUUAAUAAGGGGUCUCUUAGAGAUCCCUCCUGCAUAAGGUUGCCAUAAGUUCAAGACAACAUGACAGUAAUAAAUAAUAUUAUGAGGGCUAUCCAGAAAGUAGGUUACGUUUUGGAUUUUAAAAAGUAUAGGAUAAAUCAUUUACCAUAUGCAGCUGAAAGACACAUUCCAAGACUACAAUCUCAUUUAUUCCCCAUUGAAAUUUAGGCACGUUUCAUAUAGAUAAAUGAGUUUGAAAAGUACUGCCCCAGUAAAUUUUCCGCCUCUCUCCUUUGUUUCCAACAAUGGGGGCGUGGCUGGCAGUGCAGCGUUUUGGCUACGCUGCAGGAAGGGGGAAGAGCUGAAGACACAAGUGGGGAAUUUACUGGAGCAGUACUUUUCAAACUCAUUUAUC